Molecule: messenger RNA, 1582 nt
Organism: Heterocephalus glaber (naked mole-rat)
Lineage: Eukaryota; Metazoa; Chordata; Mammalia; Rodentia; Bathyergidae
Gene: Ccdc54
Product: coiled-coil domain containing 54
Source: RefSeq, a predicted model, not a curated record
GUUCUCCACCCAUUCUGUCUUGGAAGAAGUUACCACCUAAGAGUGCCUGUUUUUGAUGUUCUCGGUAGGGCAUUCUAUGAUGUUACCCAGAAAGAAAUCCAGCAUACUGUAAGAGAAGAGCUAUUUACCCUGACAUUGGCUCUUCCUGUGAUUCUAGUCACAUUUCCUAAUACCCUGCAUCUUAUUCCACAAUGAAAGAUGUACAGAUUUCAUACCAGGAGAAUAAAAGCUACUGUUGGAUAUAUAUGGACUUCAAAUCUUUGCAAGAUCAGAAAAUCUCUGAAAAAUGCUUACCAAAAAUGUAAAAUCCAGAACCCAGAUUCAACCAUCAGAUACCCAACAAUGACUUAUGAUUGUGACCAAGAUGGUAUCAGUUCAGAUGAAGAUAUGAAUCUUACAGUAAUGCUCAAAGAUAUUCAAACUACCCAAAUUGAACUCCUCAGCAAAAUGACUGACAUUGUUAGUCAGUUAUCAAAAGUCCAGGAAAAGAUCAGCCAUUAUCAGAAGCAGAUGGAGGUCCUAGAAACCAGAAUGAAUGUUAAUGAAGAUAAACAAUUCAUAACAACAAAAGAUAUCUUUCCUAUGAAAGAAGAUAUGUAUACCUUAAAGAAGAAGGUGAUAGAACUGGAAAACCAGAAUUCUUGCUCUAGAAUAUAUUGUUUAGAAGUUCUAGAGAAAGAAAUGACUAAAUAAAUCAUAGAACUACUUCACAAAUUCAUACAACCAGAAACUCUGAAGAACACCACAGCCUCUGUAGAUGAAAUCUCUACAGCAGAACCAGAGAAAGUGCCUAGUUAUUCAGAGCCCACUGAUCAUCUUGAAAAAAUAAAAAUCUCACCUAAAAUUAAAACUCUGAGGAAAAGUAAUGGGAAUAAAGCACCUAGAAGCCUUAAAAAAGCAAAGUCAAAUAUUUACAUUUACCCAGACUUUGGUACAUGGUUCAAGCUAACUUUUGUUCAUGGAGGAAAGUGGAGAUUUUUCCUUAGGGCUACUAAGUUAGAGGACUUCAUCAAGUGGCUUCUUUCUACAACAGCCAUCCUGCCUGAGGACCCACAGAUCAUAACCAAGAGAGACUGUCCAUUUCCUGGACUUAUUACAAGCUUGACCACAAUCUGUGUCUCUCUUUUCCACUACAUUUACUGCCUUUUUGGUUCUUCAAAAGAGGAAGUAACUUGACUAUAGAGUGUUUCUUUCUCCUUUUCUUAGUACAAAGUAAAUGCAAUCUGUUUGCUGUAAGCAUUCACAUGCCUUUAUGGAGACUUUGAACUCUUGGUAGCUUGCUAACAAUCAGUCCAUUAUUUGCAGAAUUCAUAUCCAUCUAGAGUAAGUUAAGAUGUAUCAUCCCAUUGGACUACUGUCAUCCACCUUAUGUCAAUGUUCUUGUUUUCUCAAAGGCAAUACAUGAGGACUCAUCUCCUAUCCUUUCUCAUAUAUCACUUAAAGAAAAGAAUGAAGGUGGUCAAAGGAAAUGUGAAACAUGUUUGGGAGUCAUCAUGUCAGUUUUCUAGACACUUUUGUCUUAGUGAUUUAUAUAGAUAAAAUUUACGAUAUGAGAGACACACUCUAUAGACAAAAUUUUAAA